UGCUCGGAAGAGGGACUCGGUGUUCGUCGGGGCCGGGAACCCGGGGAAGCGUUGCCAACCCGCGGUGUUUUUUUCUGCCGCCCUCCCACCCUUCUGGUCCAUCCGAGGAGGACGGACGACGCCUUCGUUAAGUUCCGCCCCUGCUCUGUUCCAGGCGCCUCACGCAAUGCUGAAAGCCGUGGUCCUCAUUGGGGGCCCCCAAAAAGGGACUCGCUUCCGGCCCUUGUCUUUUGAAGUACCCAAGCCCCUAUUUCCUGUAGCAGGGGUGCCUAUGAUUCAGCACCACAUUGAGGCAUGCACUAAGGUUCCUAACAUGAAGGAGAUUCUCCUGAUUGGGUUCUAUCAGCCCAACGAAGCCCUCAGCCGCUUCUUGGUGUCAGCCCAGCAAGAGUUCAAGAUUCCCAUCAGGUAUCUACAAGAAUAUGCAGCUCUUGGCACGGGUGGUGGCAUCUACCACUUCCGGGACCAGAUCCUCUCGGGUAGCCCUGAGGCCUUCUUUGUGCUGAACGCUGAUGUCUGUUCCGAAUUCCCUCUAGAAGAGAUGCUAACCUUCCACCGGCUGCGUGGCAAUCCCGAGACCUUCCUCAUGCUAGGCACUACGGCCAACAGAAAGCAGUCUCUGAACUAUGGCUGUAUCGUGGCUAAUGCUGACUCUCAUGAGGUCCUGCACUAUGUGGAGAAGCCCAGCACUUUUGUUAGCGAGCUCAUCAACUGUGGCAUCUACUUGUUCACGCCUGCCAUCUUCCGGCACAUCGGUGCCGUCUUCCAGCGUAACCAGCAGGAGCUGCUUCUAGAGGAGAAUGCCAAUGGCUGGCAGCGAGCGGAGGCCAUCAGAUUGGAGCAGGAUGUGUUCACAGCACUUGCUGGGCAGGGACGCCUCUUUGCUUACAAAACAGAAGGUUUCUGGAGCCAGAUCAAGUCUGCUGGGUCUGCCAUCUAUGCCAGCCGCCUGUACCUGAGCUGCUACAGCCAGUGCCAUCCUGAGAGACUUGCCCAGAACCGUACUGGUGGGCCCACUAUCCGAGGGAAUGUCUACAUCCACCCAACAGCCUCUGUGGAUUCAACUGCUGUGCUAGGCCCCAAUGUCUCCAUUGGGAAAGGGGUAACAAUUGGAGCUGGAGUGCGUGUGCGUGAAUCCAUCAUUCUGCAUGGGGCUUCUCUUCAGGACCACACCUGUGUACUGAACAGCAUUGUGGGCUGGGACAGCACCAUUGGACGAUGGGCUCGUGUGGAGGGCACCCCCAGUGACCCCAACCCUAACGAUCCCUAUGCAAAGAUAGAUAGUGAGACACUUUUUCGAGAUGGCCGCCUCACCCCUUCCAUCACCAUUCUGGGUUGCAAUGUGACCAUCCCUGCUGAAGUGGUCAUUCUGAAUUCCAUUGUCCUUCCCCACAAAGAGCUCAGUCGCAGUUUCAAGAAUCAAAUCAUUCUCUGAAGGACCUAGAUGUAGCCUCCUGCAGCCCCCAAAAGGGAGGGCUGAGCACGUCCUAAUGUGGUCGCAUGUGAUGACAUCAUCAGAUCCACUCUCCAGACCCAUCCUGUCUUCCUGUCUAGACCUGCCGUUCUGGCAUCUCCAGGCCUACUCAUGGACGAGGGAAAAGGAGUUUCUCUCUUGGGCUGCAGGCAUUUGAAAUGAGUCGUUUUCUCUUCAUUCUAGAACUGCUGCAAAUUCUCCUCUGAAAGAAGGAAGCCAGCCAUGGCCUGAGGUCAUGGUGCUACCUGACAAAUGAUGGAAGAAAUGGUGGGAAAGGGGUUUAGAAACAUCAGAGUUGUGGCAUUCUCUCACUCACUAGACCACUCAGACACAAUAGGGCAUAUCUGUAUGACCCCUGCAUCUUAGGAGUUCUCAUUUAACACACCCAAUUCCCAGCAGCCCCACAGCAUCCUGGCUGAUAACCCAGAGUUGGAUGCAGAUAGACUGAGGGCAUUGUAGGGUCAGAGCAGGUGGUGCAGCCCAUGUGGCAAAAAGACUAGCAGAACUCCCAUAGUGUUGCACCCUUUAGCUCCCCCCCCCCUUUUGUUGGGCACUGCUUCUUCCACUGCAAUAGGGCUCUAAACCAGCCUCAGAGGAAGCGGCCAUACGGAUGUUGUCUAAUUUGUCAGUGGUUGCUUAUGUCAAGGAACAGGGUUCCAGCCUUGGACAGAGAGGGGGGCAGCGUGAGAGGCUCAAAGGCUAGGUCUGCUUUCAGAUAACUUCUGCUGCUGGGUGAAGCUUUGAUCUUAAGGCUCCAAUGGAAUGUGGAGAAAUGGUUGGGGGAUCAACAGCAGCUGGAUACGGCAUGCAUUUCUGGAGGAAAGGUGGGGGGGGUGUUAGCUUUCCAUUAAUUUCAAAUAGUUUCCCACGAGGACUGGAGCCUGUGUUCAGCAGGUGCUUUGGGGAUCAAACAGAAUGGAGUCUGUAGCAUGCAGAAGGUAUCCACUUUGCUGUUAGGAUUUGAAGGUGCGGGCACAUUUCUGCUCUGGACUUUACCAUCCGUCCCUUUCAUAAAAGGUUGCAGAGACAGUGGUUACAAAUAGAUUAGAACGUUUUCUUAACAUAAUUUUUACAAGCCCUAUUAAAAUGGUAAAAUCCAGUUUUCUUCGCCAUCACUACAAUGCCUUCUGUCAUGUUGAAUCUUCAAAGCGAUGACUGCAGAAUUAUUCCAGUAGGAAGCCAAAGUCCCACCCUACAUUACAGCUGUAUAGUGAGGGCUGUAGUGGAUGCUAAGGUUCAAAGUACAUAAGUGCCUAAAGACAGCAAUUGUAUUUUAUUUUAUUCAAACAUCUCUAUCCCACCUUUCCAUCCAAUUAGGGCCCUAAAGGUAGUGCAAGGUCAAAAAGUAAUUAAAAAUCAACUUUAAAACAGUACAUAUGUAAAAACAGCAAUCAAAAUAAACAAGGAAUUGCCACACAAAACAAAAAACAAACUUGACCAACUAGUGGAAGACAAUGACAGAAGGAACAAAUUAAUCUUCCUAGGCAGAGAACUCCAUAGUUUUGGUGCCAUAACUGAAAAGGCCCUUUGUCAUGUUUCCAUCUAUCUAGCCUCAGAUGAUCGAGGCGGGGGUGGAGGGUGAGGGACGACCCAAAGCAACUCCCUUUGCUGGGAUCCAAGAGAGGGUUUAGGUCCGCAUUCCUUCCGCAUUGGCUGGCUCCUUCCAGUCUCAAGAAUUUGAGCACACUGGUGAACCAACAGCAGCAGUGGAGGAAAUGGUUGACCUGAAGUGAGGCUGUCACAAGUACAGGCAAUUCCUGCAGGGAGUGGAAUUCCAUUUGCUCAGGUCCUGUUGCAAUACUGUGUGAUUGCCUUGGUCUUGACAUUUAACCAAUUAAAGACCUAUUAUGUGACUAGAGUUCCUUACUGGGAAAGAAGUAGAAUCUUUUCCUCUUUGUAUACAUCCUGCAUUUAUAGGAAUGAGGCCUGAGUAAAUUCACAGUAAUUAAAACCUUUUACACGUCA
Molecule: messenger RNA, 3439 nt
Organism: Eublepharis macularius
Lineage: Eukaryota; Metazoa; Chordata; Lepidosauria; Squamata; Eublepharidae
Gene: GMPPA
Product: GDP-mannose pyrophosphorylase A
Exons: 12
Coding region: 167-1435 (422 amino acids)
Biological process (GO): biosynthetic process
Cellular component (GO): cytoplasm
Molecular function (GO): transferase activity
Source: RefSeq, a predicted model, not a curated record